AUGCGUCAAAUGUCUAAUACCAGAACUGUGUCCCAGGAAGUUGUUAACGGUGAUAUCAAGUUGAGCACCAAGAUAUGGGCACCAGAGGACUAUAUUCCACAGGAUGUUAAGAACAUGCUAGCGGAAGACACUCCUAACUAUAUGUUGUCCUUCAUGAAAGUGCUGGAGCAAUUGAAAGUCCAGAGAAGAACAGGAUGGCUCGAUCACGGUAUGACCAAGUGUGAAAGCAUUGCUGACCAUAUGUACCGUAUGGGGAUUAUCUCCAUGUUGAUUAAGAACAAAGAGGUUAGCAAGGACCAAUGUGUUAAGAUUGCAUUAAUUCAUGACAUGGCUGAAUCUCUAGUAGGCGAUAUUACUCCUGUUGAUCCAAUUGGUAAAGAAGAGAAACAUCGUAGAGAAAUGGAGACCAUAAAUUAUAUCUCUGAGACAUUGAUCAAGCCAUUUAAUGAAGAAGCAGCAGAGGAAAUUAAGAGCCUGUGGUACUCAUACGAGAACAUUACUUCUCUAGAGGCUCGCUAUGUGAAGGAUAUCGAUAAAUAUGAGCUACUAGUGCAAUGUUUUGAAUACGAAAAGCAGCACAAGGCUAAGUUAAACUUCCAAUCCUUUUUCCAAGCAGCAGAGUGGGUCAAGACAGAUGAAGUUAAGGAAUGGGUUAACGAUUUAAUUGCAAGAAGAAAUAGGUUCUUUGCUUCCCUUGAAAAAUCUUGA
This is a messenger RNA of Nakaseomyces glabratus, 708 nucleotides long. RefSeq names its product 5'-deoxynucleotidase. Gene Ontology annotation, cellular component: cytoplasm. NCBI's taxonomy places the organism in Eukaryota, Fungi, Ascomycota, Saccharomycetes, Saccharomycetales, Saccharomycetaceae. Gene Ontology annotation, molecular function: 5'-deoxynucleotidase activity. The record is from RefSeq and is a predicted model, not a curated record.